AUUAUAAGAUGCAGGAGGAGGCGGUGCUGCCUCAUUCAUCCAGUGACCACCAUAGGCGGCACACACUCGCAGCUCUGCUCAACGUGACGUCUACCACACACUACACCCGCCCGCACCACAUUCAAGAUGUGCAGCAAGAGCGAGAUGGAGCAGAUUGCUUUAAAGAUGCUGGACAAGGCAUUCAAGCCCGGGCAGGAACCCCAUCAGGUCAUCGCUGUAUACAAUGAGUGGUGCAAGACCUAUGAAGAGAUGAUGGCUGAUGGGAGGUUCAACGGGCCCAUCAUCGCUGCCGAGCAUGUGGCUGAGCUGGUCCCAGAGGACCGUCGUCAAUACGUCCGAGUACUCGACAUUGCCGCAGGUACGGGCGCUGUCGGUCGCGAGCUGCACAAGAAAGGAUUCACGAACAUAGAUGCCCUGGAUCCCUCAGAAGGAAUGCUGAACGUUCUAAGAAACAAAGGAGUGUACAACCUUACGUAUCAGGAGUUCAUAACCCAGAACCCGACAACUAUUCCUCAAGAUACGUAUGACGUGGUGGUGACCUGUGGCGGCAUGGUUGAGGGCCAUUUGCCUGUUCAAGGCAUCAAUGAAUUUAUCCGGGUCGCCAAGCCAGGUGGUCUAGUGAUAAUUUUGAUUGGGACGAAGCGUCUAUUGGAGGUGGAAGCAUACAAGGACAAGCUGGAGCCCCACAUGGAGCAUCUAGAGCAACAGGGGCUGUGGCGGAAGGAAGGACGAAAAGUGGUACCAAAAUUUGCCUUUAGUGGCGAUGGAGUCGUGUUCAUCUAUCGUGUGGCCUAAGUCUCUGCCAGCAGCGUCGACUUCCACACUGACCAUCACCAAGAUGUGCUCUCGUCAACCUUCAAUUCCUUCACCAAAAUAAAAAACAAAUCAAGUAUCUACAGUUACCAUUGAAACUUAAACUCAUAUAUUGAUCCAGAUUACAACAGAAGGAAUCCAAUGAGCAUACCCCUGAUAUACUGUUCGGCAGAUUUUCUAAAUCAAAACUUUUCAGGAUUAAAACCAAUUGUUCCAUCUUCUGGUUAUUUUUUAUAUGAUUUUGAUUAUUAAUAUCACCUUUUGCAGUCAUCAACAUCUUGAAUUCUUCAUUAUGUCAUUUCCUGACGUUCUUUCUAAUGAAUGUAAAUUAGGUUUCCAUGUUCUUUAUUAACAUUGAAGGUUUCUUGUGCCUGGGAUCAUCAUAGUAUCUUUCCCAUCUUAGGAUCGUUUGAUUGAAAUUUUGUCCAUCCAAUACCAUGAUGCCCAAAACUGAUCUGCAUAAUCCAAAUCGUGCCCAACAUGGAUGAGAUUAAUCUGAAGAAUAACUCACGAGGAAUUAUUACUUAGAAUUCUAAAUAUGGAUACUAGCAUAAUGUCUUCUUUAUAUCAAGUACUUAGUCAAUAUUUGAUUAGUGUUAGAUUACCAUUAAUCAAAGCUUCAAGAUCUCUUUUAAAAAAUUAACUUGUGAUUUUGGCAUUAUUGAACUGACAUGUAGCACCUCUAUAUUUAUAUCCAAGGCACCCUGUAUUUGUUUGCUUUAAAUUGCAGUUUUAAGUUACCAAUUAAAAAUUUAUAAAUUA
Procambarus clarkii (red swamp crayfish) is the source of this 1575-nucleotide messenger RNA. Its product is annotated as methyltransferase-like protein 27. The record is from RefSeq and is a predicted model, not a curated record. Gene Ontology annotation, molecular function: methyltransferase activity. Lineage: Eukaryota; Metazoa; Arthropoda; Malacostraca; Decapoda; Cambaridae.